AUUGCUCCUGCGCAUGAGCAGGCGGGCAGGUUUGGCCCUGCCUGCAUGCCGUCCGGCGUGAGGGUUUGUGGGUAAGGCAAGAUGGCGGUUGUGGCGCGCUGCUGGUGGCCUUCCCGCGGUUUGUUGUCGCCGUCAAGGGCAGGCUCUGGCAUUUCUGCAUUAGCUGCGUUGCCACCUAGAUUGCAGCAGCACCGCCAAGUUCAUCAUGCACUAAUCCCUCAUGGAAGAAGCGGAAGAUCCUCUGUUAGUGGCAUCGUGGCCACUGUCUUUGGGGCUACAGGUUUCCUGGGACGAUAUGUUGUCAAUCGUUUAGGUCGCAUUGGAUCUCAAGUAAUCAUCCCGUAUCGCUGUGAUCAGUAUGAUCUCAUGUAUCUGCGACCGAUGGGUGACCUGGGGCAACUUCUCUUCUUAGAAUGGGACUGUAAGGAUAAAGACUCUAUCCGAAGAGCCGUGGAACACAGCAAUGUGGUCAUUAAUCUUGUUGGAAAGGAGUGGGAAACAAAAAACUUCAGUUUUGAAGAUGAAUUUGUAAAUAUUCCUAGAAUUAUUGCUCAGGUAACUAGGGAAGCUGGUGUGGAAACACUUGUGCACAUAUCUCACCUGAAUGCUAACAUGAAGAGUCCAUCCAAAUACCUCAGAAGUAAAGCAGUUGGAGAGAAAACAGUGAGGGAAGAAUUGCCAGAUGCUAUAAUUCUGAAGCCCUCCGAGAUGUUUGGGAGAGAGGACCGCUUUCUCAAUCAUUAUGCAAACAUGCGCUGGUUUGGUGGUGUGCCUCUUCUUUCCAUGGGAAAAAAAACAGUGAAGCAACCAAUAUAUGUGGUUGAUGUUGCAAAGGCAAUUAUUAAUGCCAUUAAGGAUCCUGAUGCUAAAGGAAAAACUUACGCCUUGGCUGGACCUAAUCGAUACCUCCUUUAUGACUUGGUAGAGUACAUCUAUGCUGUUUCCUUUCGAACCUUUUUCCCAUAUCCACUUCCACGUCCUCUUUAUCAUUUAAUUGCAAGAUGCUUUGAGAUUAAUCCAUUUGAACCAUGGUUAACACGAGACAAAGUGGAUCGGUUUCACACAACUGAUAUGACAUUUCCUGAUCUUCCUGGUCUGGAGGACCUGGGUAUUCAACCAACACCUCUAGAACAAAAAGCAAUUGAAGUUCUGCGCCGUCACCGCAGAUACCGCUGGUUGGAGGCUGAGCUGGAGGAAGCAAAACCAGCAAAGACAUAUUCCAUGUAACAGUUGCCAAGGUGGUUACUCAUGCUUCUUAAACUGCUUUUCUGUGACCUAGUUUGGAGAACCACACGGUUCAUACUGAGUAAACAUACUGAGUAAAAUCUGUUAAUCACAUAAACUAUA
Dromaius novaehollandiae (emu) is the source of this 1347-nucleotide messenger RNA. It is a transcript of the gene NDUFA9, whose product is annotated as NADH:ubiquinone oxidoreductase subunit A9. The record is from RefSeq and is a predicted model, not a curated record. Gene Ontology annotation, cellular component: mitochondrion. NCBI's taxonomy places the organism in Eukaryota, Metazoa, Chordata, Aves, Casuariiformes, Dromaiidae. The transcript is spliced from 11 exons. The coding region runs from base 82 to 1227 and encodes 381 amino acids. Gene Ontology annotation, molecular function: protein-containing complex binding.